AUGGUGAAUCCAACAGCCCAUGAAACAGCAGCAGUAGCUACUGGUAGCACCAAGGAUGCAACCAACUCUACCUUGACUAAUUCCAUCCACUCGUACUAUCGUCACCUUUCUGACUCAUCGAGAAUGAUACUGGUGAAUGCAGUUUUUGAUGGAAAGGAUUAUAGAGGAUGGCGAAGAGCUAUACGCAUCGCAUUGUCUGCUAAAAAUAAGCUAGGGUUCAUUGAUAGGAGUUUUGCUCAACCAGAGUCCUCUUCUCUUUUUCAACCAUGGAGCCGCUGUAAUGACAUGCUUCAAAAGGAAUUGAGCGGGCUGGUUCAAGAAAAUUCUGACAUUCCCGGAUACUACACUAAGGUAAAAAGGAUCUGGGAUGAGCUUGAUGCUCUCAAUACUUAUGUGCACUUCAGUUGUGAUUGCACCUGUAAGGGGAAAUCCAAAAACCUUAAAUCACUUUUGGAUGGUCAUUUAAUCCAGUUCUUGAUGAGUCUUAACGACACUUAUUCCUCUAUUCGAAGCAAUAUUCUAAUGAUCUCGCCAUUUCCUAGCGUUAAUCAGGCUUACUCGCUUCUCAUCCAAGAUGCAAAACAACAUGAGAUAUAUGCGAGUAAAUAUCCCAUCAAACCAGCUUUCCUGGCCACUUCAAUGAAGAGGCCCAUGGUAGUUGGUAGAAUUCAAGAUGGUUUAUAUUUGGUCAAGUCAUUCCCGAUCAAGAAGCGUUCAGUUUCUAAGCCAAUUAUUCAGCAAGUUUCUCAGCUUUCUUCUAGUUGCAUUAGUUAA
This is a messenger RNA of Capsicum annuum, 774 nucleotides long. RefSeq lists its product as uncharacterized. The record is from RefSeq and is a predicted model, not a curated record. The transcript is spliced from 3 exons. The coding region runs from base 1 to 774 and encodes 257 amino acids. Lineage: Eukaryota; Viridiplantae; Streptophyta; Magnoliopsida; Solanales; Solanaceae.